UGUGCGCCCGGCUGCCGGGUGUGCGGGGAGCUGGGGAGCGCGCCGCCGCGGCCGAGCCGAGGGUGAGCGGCGCCCCCGCCCUCCCGGCCAUGGCCUCCGCCCGGGGACGCCUGCCCCCCGCGCUCUGGGUCGUCACGGCCGCGGCGGCGGCAGCCACCUGCGUGUCCGCGGCGCGCGGCGAAGUGAACUUGCUGGACACGUCAACCAUCUAUGGGGACUGGGGCUGGCUCACGUAUCCGGCUCACGGGUGGGACUCCAUCAACGAGGUGGACGAGUCCUUCCGGCCCAUCCACACAUACCAGGUGUGCAACGUCAUGAGCCCCAACCAGAACAACUGGCUGCGCACCAGCUGGGUGCCCCGCGAUGGUGCCCGGCGCGUCUACGCCGAGAUCAAGUUCACCCUGCGCGACUGCAACAGCAUGCCCGGCGUGCUGGGCACCUGCAAGGAGACCUUCAACCUCUACUACCUGGAGUCGGACCGCGACCUGGGCGCCAGCACGCAGGAGAGCCAGUUCCUCAAGAUCGACACCAUCGCGGCCGACGAGAGCUUCACGGGCGCUGACCUGGGCGUGCGGCGCCUCAAGCUCAACACGGAGGUGCGCGGCGUGGGCCCGCUCAGCAAGCGCGGCUUCUACCUGGCCUUCCAGGACAUCGGGGCCUGCCUGGCCAUCCUGUCCCUCCGCAUCUACUACAAGAAGUGCCCCACCAUGGUGCGCAACCUGGCUGCCUUCUCGGAGGCGGUGACCGGGGCAGACUCUUCCUCGCUGGUGGAGGUGCGGGGCCAGUGCGUGCGGCACUCGGAGGAGCGGGACACGCCCAAGAUGUACUGCAGCGCCGAGGGCGAGUGGCUGGUGCCCAUCGGCAAGUGCGUGUGCAGCGCCGGCUACGAGGAGCGGCAGGAUGCCUGUGUGGCCUGUGAGCUGGGCUUCUACAAGUCGGCCCCUGGGGACCAGCUGUGUGCCCGCUGCCCUCCCCACAGCCACUCCACGGCCCCGGCCACCCAGGCCUGCCGCUGUGACCUCAGCUACUACCGCGCAGCGCUAGACCCGCCGUCUGCAGCCUGCACCCGGCCGCCCUCAGCACCAGUGAACCUCAUCUCCAGUGUGAAUGGGACCUCUGUGACCCUGGAGUGGGCCCCUCCACUGGACCCGGGCGGCCGCAGCGACAUCACCUACAACGCCGUGUGCCGCCGCUGCCCCUGGGCGCUGGGCCGCUGCGAGAAGUGCGGGAGCGGCACCCGCUUCGUGCCCCAGCAGACGAGCCUGGUGCAGGCCAGCCUGCUGGUGGCCAACCUGCUGGCCCACAUGAACUACUCCUUCUGGAUCGAGGCCGUCAACGGCGUGUCGGACCUGAGCCCCGAGCCCCGCCAGGCCGCCGUCGUCAACAUCACCACGAACCAGGCAGCCCCGUCCCAGGUGGUGGUGAUCCGCCAGGAGUGGGCCGGGCAGACCAGCGUCUCGCUGCUGUGGCAGGAGCCCGAGCAGCCCAACGGCAUCAUCCUGGAGUACGAGAUCAAGUACUACGAGAAGGACAAGGAGAUGCAGAGCUACUCCACCCUCAAGGCUGUCACCACCAGGGCCACGGUCUCGGGCCUGAAGCCGGGCACCCGCUACGUGUUCCAGGUCCGAGCCCGCACCUCGGCAGGCUGCGGCCGCUUCAGCCAGGCCGUGGAGGUGGAGACGGGGAAACCACGGCCCCGCUAUGACACCCGGACCAUCGUUUGGAUCUGCCUGACCCUCAUCACUGGCCUGGUCGUGCUUCUGCUCCUGCUGAUCUGCAAGAAGAGGCACUGCGGCUACAGCAAGGCCUUCCAGGACUCGGAUGAGGAGAAGAUGCAUUACCAGAACGGGCAGGCACCCCCGCCUGUCUUCCUGCCCCUGCACCACCCCCGGGGGAAGAUCCCGGAGCCCCAGUUCUAUGCAGAACCCCACACCUAUGAGGAGCCGGGCCGGGGGGCCCGCAGCUUCACCCGAGAGAUCGAGGCCUCCAGGAUCCACAUCGAGAAAAUCAUUGGCUCCGGGGAGUCGGGAGAAGUCUGCUACGGGCGGCUGCGGGUGCCGGGGCAGCAGGACAUGCCCGUGGCCAUCAAGGCCCUCAAAGCCGGCUACACAGAGAGGCAGCGGCGGGACUUCCUGAGUGAGGCGUCCAUCAUGGGUCAGUUUGACCACCCCAACAUCAUCCGCUUGGAAGGCGUCGUUACGCGCGGCCGCCUGGCAAUGAUCGUGACCGAGUACAUGGAGAACGGCUCUCUGGACGCCUUCCUGAGGACGCACGACGGGCAGUUCACCAUCAUGCAGCUGGUGGGCAUGCUCAGAGGGGUGGGCGCCGGCAUGCGCUACCUCUCCGGCCUGGGCUACGUCCACCGCGACCUGGCUGCCCGCAACGUCCUGGUGGAUGGCAACCUGGUCUGCAAGGUGUCCGACUUCGGGCUGUCGCGGGUGCUGGAGGACGACCCUGAUGCCGCCUACACCACCACGGGAGGGAAGAUCCCCAUCCGCUGGACAGCCCCCGAGGCCAUCGCCUUCCGGACCUUCUCCUCGGCCAGUGAUGUGUGGAGCUUUGGUGUGGUCAUGUGGGAGGUGCUGGCCUACGGGGAGAGGCCCUACUGGAACAUGACCAACCGGGAUGUCAUCAGUUCUGUGGAGGAGGGGUACCGCUUGCCAGCACCCAUGGGCUGCCCCCGGGCCCUGCACCAGCUCAUGCUUGACUGUUGGCACAAGGACCGGGCUCAGCGGCCUCGCUUUUCCCAGAUAGUCAGCAUCCUUGAUGCCCUGAUCCGCAACCCUGAGAGUCUCAGGACCACAGCCACGGUCAGCAGGUGCCCGGCCCCCGCCUUUGCCCGGAGCUGCUUUGACCUCCGCGGGGGCGGGGCUGGCAGCGGGGGCCUCACCGUGGGGGACUGGCUGGACUCCAUCAGAAUGGGCCGCUACCGGGACCAUUUUGCCGCUGGUGGUUACUCCUCGCUGGGCAUGGUGCUGCGAAUGAACGCCCAGGACGUGCGCGCCCUGGGCAUCACCCUUAUGGGCCACCAGAAGAAGAUCCUGGGCAGCAUCCAGACCAUGAGGGCCCAGCUGACCAGCACCCAGGGGCCCCGCCGGCACCUCUGACCAGACCACCGCGGCCCCAGGUCAUGCCAGCUGUCAGAAGACUCGCGGGGUUGGCCAGUGGUCAGGGUGGCCCCGGGCUUGUGCCCCUCUCCUUGGCUGCCUUCCUGCCAGGCACCAGUGAGGCCGAGGACUCCCCCACCGGAUCUGAGUCAUCGGGGUCAGGCCACCUGAAAGGGACCGUUGGUGCCAGCACAGCUGGGACGCCUGGCCCCAGGGCAGAGGGCCUUCUCUGUCCCAGACGCUGGAGCCUCAACGCCACUGAGCCCCACAGAGACGUCAAUCACCUGCCUCUGUGUGUGUGUACGCACACAUGUGCUCCUGUGCCGUAUGGGGUGUGUUGUUACAAGGUCAUGGACUGUGUGCAUGUGUGUCCACCUGCCAGGUCCCAGCAUGGAUGUGUGGCAGUUAGGGCACACAGGCUUCUUCACUGAGACUGGGAGCACGUGUACAUGUGACCGUGGGUGGCAGGUCAUGAAUGAGGUUGAGUGUCCCUGCCUGUGAGCAGGGAACUCGGUGUGACUGCCCACUGAAUGUGGAUCCAGGUCCCAGCAGCCACAGCGACUGGAGAGGGGCUCACACCCACCUCCCCCCAGGCCUGGAGGCCGGAGCCAGGGGCCACUUCUGAACCACACCAGCACCAGGCCCACCCUUGUCUCCCCCCAGGGGAUCCCACUCCCGGCUCUAUCUCAGGUCUGAGCCCUCCCUCUAGCUGGUGGGGAGCCACCUGCAGCCUCCACCUGGCUUCCUCCGCUGCUUCACCAGGAAAACAGGGUUCCCGGCCAGCCCCUCUGGCCACCUCUGUAUAGGCAUCACCGCAGGGUUGGUGAGAUGCCCUCAGCUGGACUUGGCUGCCUGGCCAGAGGCCACCAAGUUCCCUCUAGUCUCUGAUGCCCCUCCACAGCCCAGGGCUCCGCACUUGGCAGUCCCUCUGCCAACCUCAUUGCCCUCCAGCCCCUUGCCUGGAGUCAGGGACCAUCAGGGACCAAGUCCUCCGCUCCUGCACCGUCUGGGCAGACCAAGGGAGUGUGUCUUGUCCAAGUCACGCAGCGGCCAAGUUUGGAGCUGAGCCUCUUCCCAGGGCUCUUUCCCUUCACCAUCCCACGUGGACAGCUGUGGGUGGGAGGGGGUUUGGGCAGGGCCCCCAUUCAGAGAUUGACCCCCUCCCUUACGGCCCACCAGGGUAUGUAAAUAUCUUUUUCUACCAUGUCAGAAUAUUUUUUCCUCACUCCUGACAAUGCAAAAAUGGUCUUCAAAGCACAUAAGAGGCACCCAGGGUGAGAAGGCUGCACCCCAGGGGGAACUGACAGGGCCCAAGGAACCCCACGGGGCAGGAUGCUGGGAACCCCCUGCUGGCCCCAAGGGAGGGGCAGGCCUAGACCUCCCUGUGGCCAGCACAGCUAUUCCGCGGAAACACCAGCACUGAGCCCCCUCUCCCUCCUGCAAUAAUUUGGGGGGUCUCAGCCCGCCCAGGUGCCGCGGCCAGCUCUCUACACCUCUAUAUAUUACUAUAUAGCGAGCUGUUCUUCCUUCCUAUGGAAGUCGGAAACAUGGUCAGGAGAGGAUCUGGGGAGGACCUGUCUUCCUCCCGCCCCCACCCCACUCUGACCCAGCUCCUGGACUCUGGAUCCUCAUAGUCAGGGGGGACCCAGUGGGGCUGGCACUUGCAAAAGUGUGCCCCUGUCCCCGGCGUGAGGUGCCCUCCAGGGUCCCAGGGAUCCACUCUCUGUGGUCUCCAUCAUGAGUCUUGAACUUGCCCACAAUGAGAAUAAAUUCUGCCUCAUCUUUGA
Molecule: messenger RNA, 4894 nt
Organism: Myotis daubentonii (Daubenton's bat)
Lineage: Eukaryota; Metazoa; Chordata; Mammalia; Chiroptera; Vespertilionidae
Gene: EPHA8
Product: EPH receptor A8
Biological process (GO): axon guidance; protein phosphorylation; ephrin receptor signaling pathway
Cellular component (GO): plasma membrane; dendrite
Molecular function (GO): transmembrane-ephrin receptor activity; ATP binding; protein binding
Source: RefSeq, a predicted model, not a curated record